Osmerus eperlanus (European smelt) is the source of this 3653-nucleotide messenger RNA. RefSeq names its product transmembrane protein 63A (gene tmem63a). NCBI's taxonomy places the organism in Eukaryota, Metazoa, Chordata, Actinopteri, Osmeriformes, Osmeridae. Bases 144 to 2516 code for a protein of 790 amino acids. The record is from RefSeq and is a predicted model, not a curated record. Gene Ontology annotation, molecular function: nucleic acid binding; calcium-activated cation channel activity. Gene Ontology annotation, cellular component: plasma membrane. The transcript has 24 exons.
CAACUCGCAGUUGCGCAUACGGAUGUAUCAUAGCCAGCUUGUCCGGUUGUGUCUGAACACCAAACGGAUCUGCUCUUCAAAAUUUUUGAUUUUACAAGCUUUGUAAUUGAAGACACUCCUGGGCCUCCUUCCUGCAGGUCCGGAUGGAGUUCCCGUGGCAGGAGCGCCCCCUGCUUGCCGGGAACGGUAGUGUAGCGCACGUGGACAACAGCAGCUGCUUUAGCAGCACUCAGAGCACUGUUCUUAAGGGGGUCAGCUUCGGGGGCGUGCCUGUGGUGCUGCUCAUCGACUUCACUGUCUUUCUGGUGCUGCUCCUCCUGUUCUCCGCCAUCAGGGGGAAGCUGUGGGACUACGGCCGGCUGGCGCUCGUCUCCGACAGCGAAGGGUUCAAUGAAACGUCCCACCGUCGCUACGGACGCACGCUGUCUAGUGGGGAGGAGCCUGAGCAUGAAAUGGGGUUCUGCUCCUGGUUGCCGUUCAUCAUCAGGAUGGACGAGGACAAGGUGAAGGCCAGGUGUGGUAUAGAUGCCGUUCACUACCUGUCCUUCCAGCGUCACCUGAUCAUCCUGAUGGUGCUCAUCACCAUCACCUCCGUGUCUGUCAUCCUGCCUGUCAACAUGUCUGGAGACCUUCUGGGAAAUGACCCCUACAGUUUUGGGAGGACAACAGUUGGUAAUCUCCAGAAAGGGAACAACCUGUUGUGGCUGCACACCGUGUUCGCAGUGCUCUACCUCAUCCUGACGGUGGCGCUGCUCAGGAGACACACCUCCCAGAUAAAGGGCAUGCGCAGAGAGACGGCCAGAACCACUCUGUUUGUGCGUCCCAUCCCUAAAGAAGCCAGCGACCAGGACAUCCAGACCCACUUCAGUGAGGCCUACCCCACAUGCCGAGUGGCUGAUGUACAUCUGAGCUACGACGUGGCCAAACUCAUGCACCUCGACAAGGAGAGGAAACGAGCAGAGAAGAACCUGCGUUACUACGAGCGUGAGCUGGAGCGCCGGGGGAGGAGGGAGGGGAUCAACCCCCGUCUGUGUGGUCUGCUCUGCUGCUGCACCACCCGCCACUGUGAGGAGGUGGAUGCUAUAGACUUCUACAGCCAGCAGCAGGCCAGCCUGCAGGAGCAGGUGCAUACCCAGAGAGAGCUGGUCCCACAGCGCCCCCUAGGGAUGGCCUUCGUCACCCUGCAGUCUGAGGCCAUGGCCACAUACAUCCUGAGAGACUUCAACGCGCUGGCCUGUGGGGGCGGGGCCAGUGACGGGUCAGUCAGGUGUGUGUGUGGAUGGGAGCCCCAGCCCUCGUCUGUCAGCCCGGCCCUGAAGGUGAAGCAGUGGAGAGUGCAGUAUGCCCCGAACCCCAGGAACGUCUACUGGGAGAACUUGUCUGUCCAGGGGAUCUGCUGGUGGCUGCGAGUGCUGCUGCUGAAUCUCUUCCUGCUGGUUCUCCUCACCUUCCUCACCACCCCCUCCAUCAUCAUCAGCACCAUGGACAAGUUCAACGUCACCAAGCCCAUCUACUACCUCAACAGUGCUGUGGUCAGUCAGUUCUUCCCCACUCUGCUGCUGUGGUCCUUUUCUUCUCUGCUGCCCACUGUCGUCUACUACUCUACCCUGGGAGAGGCUCACUGGAGCAGGUCCAGUGAGCAGUUGAGCAUGAUGCACAAGCUGUACAUCUUCCUACUGUUCAUGGUUCUGAUCCUGCCUUCCCUCGGACUCACCAGUCUGGCUGUGUUCUUCCGCUGGCUGUUUGAUAAGGAGUUCCUGUCAGACGGCAAGCUGAGGUUUGAGUGUGUGUUCCUACCUGACCAGGGGGCGUUCUUCGUCAAUUAUGUCAUAGCAGCCGGCUUGGUGGGCUCUGGCAUGGAGCUUCUCCGGUUGCCAGGGUUACUGCUGUACACCAUCCGCAUGAUGUUGGCCCGCUCCGCCGCCGAGAGGAAGUACGUCACCCAGAACCAGGCGUAUGAGUGUGAGUACGGGUCCAUGUAUGGCUGGACUCUGUGUGUGUUCACCGUCAUCAUGGCCUACAGCAUCAUCUGCCCUGUCAUCGUGCCCUUUGGUCUGUUGUACCUGCUGCUGAGACACCUGGUGGAUAAACACAACCUGUACUAUGCCUUCCUACCUGCUCGCCUGGAUCGGCAGGUGCACCUGGGAGCUGUCAAUCAAGCUCUGGCCGCACCCAUCAUUUGCCUCAUCUGGCUGUACUUCUUCUCUGUCCUCCGGACAGGUUUCAUGGCUGACACCUCUCUCUUCACUCUGGUGGUCAUGUGCAUCACCAUCUUCAUCUGCAUCAGCUACACCUGCUUUGGACACUUCAAAUACCUCAGCCCACACAACUACGUGGUAAAGGAGGAGGAGGAUGCUGAAGGACUGCAGGAGAACAGCACGCCCUACCUUCCCACAGUCCUUUACAACACGCCCGCCGCAUCACCAGAGGGGGGGAAAUCCUACCUAUCGUAUGGCUCGACCGAAGGAAGCCCCGCCCACACCAGCCCAUUGGACGACAAUCCCCUGGAGUCAUAGAGGAUUGGUUCUUCUGAACCAGCCAGGUCCACGCAGCCAAUCUGGAACACACCCCAACAUCUCCAACUGUAGGAGACACUGGGAACCAAUCAGCAGGCCACAUUCCACACCUCACCCUAGCUAGCCACCCUCCAGCCCCCCUCACCCUAGCUAGCCACCCUCCAGCCCCCCUCACCCUAGCUAGCCACCCUCCAGCCCCCCUCACCUUAACUACCCACCCUUCAUCCCCCUCACCUUAGCUACCCACCCUCCAGCCCUCUUCCAGAAACCUUAGCAGAAUAAAGCGAACAGAAAUCUGGGUGCCUUAGCCAUAGAUCAAUCAUGCAGUAUUGACAUAUCUAUUAUCUCAUAUGCUUUUACCGGGUCUCACUGCCGACUCUUUCUUUGCCUCAAGUGCCCUCUUAAACUACUGGUAUGCCCAAAGACCUUCAGCGAUAACUGUCCAAGCCUGGACGACCUUCUGACCCCUGGAGACCCAGAGACUGGGACGCACUGGUGGUCAUGGUUACUGCAACACAGUACACUGCACAUUCCUGUUUGUACUGUACACAGUCUAGUCAUGCUCAGAGGGAGAUGUCUUACCAACAGAUGGCAGGAUUGUACCAUGGAUGUUUGUAUGUUUUAUAGAACUGCUGCUCUAUGCCACCAAGACUUUCAAAGGUAAUAUUUGCAAAACACCAAAAGUAUUGAAACGUCUUGAGUCAGGGCUAUUGCAAGGCGAGUUCAUGUAUUUACAUGUGAAUGUAAGGAUACAUUCGUUUAACUGUUUUUCAUAAGUGAUGGGUCAAAACAUUUUUUUAAGUGCUUUCCAAAGUGGUUGUGCUAAAUAAAAUUCUAGUGUGGACAGUUCUUUUUACAACGUUUGUUUAAAUGUUGAUUAAUCUGUCCAAAGUUGAAUAUUUAUAUAUGUAACUAUGGGAACUGGAACUAUACUUUUUAUACUUUUCAUGUUUUUCCUUUAUGAAGUUUAAUUUUAAACUAAUUGUAAAUCAGUUUAAAUUUGCCGGAAUAGUUGUUCAGGCUUACAGAGCAUGGCAGUGGACAGGCCUGCAGAUGAACUGGUAGUGCUGUUGUCCUCUUCUCAUGUUGCUAAUAAAGAUUUGAGAUUGAUUUGGAAUUAGUCCUCAACAAGCCUCA